UAUUGAGUAUUGGACAAAAUAAUAAUCGGGUCAUCCAAUGAUGACACCUAUAUUUGAACAGCUUCGGACAACAAAAGGACCAGAUUUCCCUAGUGCAGCUGUGAUAUUAAGAAUUAUUCUGUUUUCUCAGCAUUAGUGGAGGGCUGGGGUUGCAUAUACUCCAUUAAGACAAAGACCAAGAUGGUGACUCCUGGCACACCUAUUUAUACUCAUUCUUUUCCUGUGACCACUCUGGCUUCAUUUCCCCUUGUAGUCUCAUUGUUUUUGUGAACUAUUCAUGGCUCUUGGUGGGUAAACUGCUUUCCUUACUAACCCCUAUGGUGGCUGAAUUCAGCCACAGGUCUGAGGGAGGAGAAUAUCAGUGUAUUAGGAACCAGAACAGGCUGUUUGGUUGCCAGUUUUCUCAGCAUGUAAAUGAGAAAUUUUUUUUUCAAUAAAAUUUUGCAAGUUUACUUUCCCAACUUAUAUAUGUUGUGACCCUCAUAGUGCUAAUGUGCAUUAGUGUUUAUUAAAAGGUGAUGAGGGAGAUAAGGAAGGCGUCUACUAGACUACUACCUCCAUCCUCUCAUGAGGGAUCUGCUUCAGUUAUUUCUAGUCUACUUCAGCACCUGCCUUUGGUAUAAAAGAGUUGCUUGUGCACCUUGAAUAAAUUUGUGUAACUUUAGAAUUUGAUUCAGUCCAAGUCCACUUUUUCAAGUACAUCCCUCUUAACUACAGCUAACAAGUUCUUUGCCUAAACUUCUGAGGCAGUUCCAUAAUCCCAUUUUUUAUCAGUCUUACAGAGGUAAAUUUGCAAGUUUGUCAUAGAGAUGGGGUUAUGAUGGUAGCUUCAUUUACAUAAUUCCCUAUGAAGCCCCUUUAUAUAUGUAGACAGUGUUUUAAGUGUUUAGGUUUUAGAGCUAGUUCUGCAGGAAAUUGAAUCCCAGCACUGCCACUUUUUAGCUCAGUGCUAACAUAGCCUUUUUAAAAGUGCCUCAAGAAUUAUUCCAUGGUGCUUGGAACAGUGCCUAGGAUAAAAUAAACUAUCAAUAUCUUUACAUGCAGGAACUUUUAAUUUUUACUCUCUUGGCCAAAUGCUUAAAUUGUGAAAAACAAGGCUGGAAGAAAUGGGCACAAUCUAGAAAGCAUUUGUUUCCUCUGUUUGUUUUUCUUGAGCCUGGAACAAGUGCCAAAAAGCUUUGAGUAACCAACCUCUCUAUCGCCAAGGUUCGGAGGAUUCUGGAAGCAAACGUCAUAGUUGUGUUGCCAGGCGCUGUUGGAUUGCUGCCUUGCUCUUAUCUAGGGGUUUAGGUGGCCUUCCAUGGCGCCACUCCUCUGUCCCUCUCCUCUCCGCCUAGCUCGUAUUCGUUUGGAGGGCCGCCGAACAGACUUAAGAGUUAGGGGUUUGGACUGUUGAAGCAAGGAACCGGGCUGGCUUAUACAAAUCCUCACAAGGAUAAAAUUUUGUUCAGGAGGAUCCAGGUCAGUUUUCCCGUCACCCAAAAUGAGUUUCAGCAUCCUUAACUAUAGAAAUGGAGCUCUUCAUGAAGUGGUGCGCUUGGGACAGAGAAGCGACCCCCAGUGGAAGUGGUGAACGUCUUUCCGGAAGCACUGAGGCUGGGCGCCAAGUCAGAGUUCAAAGCCGCGAAGUUCAAAUUUGCCUGGUGACCACACUGUGAUAGAUGCAGACAUGUACAAAAAGGACGUUGGCCAAUUGAAGGUCCAGGAUGAGAAUUGUUGCAUUGUAAAUCUGGAUUCGAGCAGUGAUGAAGAAUUUGAGUCCUCUGUGGCCGAAAUGAGCACACAGAAGAACAAUAACAGCUACAUGGUGAUUGACUCAGAGUCUGAUGAUGAACACUUCCAAGACAUAAAAAGAGCUAAGAUAACUGAAAUAAACAGUGAAGAUGAGUUUCUGGAAACCAGAUCUGAUAUUAAAGAGCAUCCUAACAUCCAGGAUCUUCCAGUGGUUAUUACUGAUGAUGAGAGUAGCAAUUUGGAGGCCCCUAUCAUAAUAGAAGAUUCAUGCUAUCAGGACCAAAUAUCCUCAAGUGAAGAAGAGAUGAAUGGGCUUAGUACCUCCCAAAGCAGAUCACGUGGUGGUGCUGGUGAGCAACAUCUUGAUGAAAAUCUCUGCCAACCACCAAGUGAUCCUGAGGCUAACCUAGAGGCUUCAGAUAGAAAGCCGGCAGAUGAAGAGCCUGUGCCUGUGGCGGAACAACCAAGGAAAAGGAAGAAAAAAACCAAAAAUAUAACUGUAACUCCUGCUGUUGAAGGACGUAAGACACGUGGGCCUUCAAAGAAGAAAGCCAAUGCAACAGAAGAAAAAAGCAAGACCGGGGAUGUUAUGUGCAAUAUCCCUGGAUGUUUCUUGCAUGACCUUGAGAAAUCAAAGCAGUAUUCUGGGAAGAAAUUCAAGCAAAAUAAGGAUGAGCUGGUUCAGAAAAUCUAUGCUCUGUUUAACAGAACUGUCUUUGAUGAAAAGAUGCCAGAGAAAAUAGACAUUGGCUGGAAUAAAAAGAUGCUGAGAACUGCUGGCUUGUGCACCACCGGUGAGAUACGUUACCCGAAGAGGGAGCGCUACGCCAAGAUUGAGAUCUCCCUGAAAGUUUGCGACUCCGCAGACCGACUCCGGGAUACUUUGAUCCAUGAAAUAUGCCAUGCAGCGUCCUGGCUGCUCGAUGGUGUCCGUGACUCUCAUGGCGACGCAUGGAAGUAUUAUGCCCAAAUGUCUAACCUGGUGCACCCAGAGCUGCCGAAGGUCACCCGUUGCCAUAACUACAAGAUUAACUAUAGGAUUCAUUAUGAAUGCACGCAGUGCAAGACCAGGGUUGGCCGCUACACCAGAUCGUUGAACACCGAGCGCUUUAUCUGUGCCAAAUGCAGGGGAACUCUGGUCAUGCUGCCGUUAACUCGGAAAGAUGGGACCCCCAUUGUGCCCCAUGUGAGACCCUUCGCCAUGUAUGUGAAGGAGUAUUACAGAAUAGUAAGGCAGCAGACAGAAGGGAUUAGCCAUGGGGAUGUGAUGAAAAAGCUUGGCAAGGAUUUUGUUGCCAAGAAACAGAAUCAAGGUCGUUAAAAGUUAUCUGAGCAUGUGUUUUGGCGAGAUGAGUCACUUUAGAAAAGUAAGAAGUUUUAGAAAAAUAUCUUUGUUUCUGUGAAGUUAUGGGUAUUAGAAUUUAAAUACUGUUUUAAAGCUGUGCGUUGUUAACCAUGAUUGUUCUUAAGCAGGGCUUCAAUUGCUAACCAUUUUAUGCCCUUGAUGGUAUUCAAGUGCCCUUUGUAUCAACUUAGGUCUCGCUGAGACCCUAUAGUUUCGACAUGUAGAACAAAAUGCAAAAGAAAAGUGAGCUUUCAGGGGUGGUACAUUGAGAGAAUGAGAGUAUGUUGGAGAGAGAUGUUUCAAAGGCAGUAUUUCAAAACCAGGGCUGCUGGGAGAUGUAACCUGUUACACCUACCUAGAGAUAAAAGAAACAUUCACGAAUUUAGUUGCUCUUGAUAUUGAACAAAGCCAUCCGAGCCAGUGUACUUGUUUAUUAAAUAAAUUAAUAAAUAAAAUGUUUUCUGCAAUUC
Talpa occidentalis (Iberian mole) is the source of this 3549-nucleotide messenger RNA. It is a transcript of the gene GCNA, whose product is annotated as germ cell nuclear acidic peptidase. The record is from RefSeq and is a predicted model, not a curated record. Lineage: Eukaryota; Metazoa; Chordata; Mammalia; Eulipotyphla; Talpidae. Bases 1670 to 3055 code for a protein of 461 amino acids. The transcript is spliced from 11 exons. Gene Ontology annotation, cellular component: nucleus.